AUGUCUUCUGGAGACGCAACGCCACGACUACCGCUGUCAAAAUGCAAGAAAAUUGCUUCAAUGGAUGCCGAGAACGUACCCAUGUCGCAAGCGGCUCGCGCUGCAACUGCGUUCGCGACUGAGCUGUUCGUGCAGACGUUUACAGAGCAAGCCCUGGCACGUGCACAACUUACACGUCAAAGUAAGACGCGUGCCCGUGUACAGUACGACGAUUUGGCGCAUUGCGUUGCAACGAACGAGAAAUUUGCAUUUCUCGGCGAUGUGGUACCUGAGACCAAGUCGCUAAGGACGCUCGUAAGAGACAACAGGGUACGUUACUCAGCUGCGACCCGCGGCCAGACGACGUUACCGUUCCGCAACAAAGACGAUCCAGCUGCAGAAGCAGAAGAGCUCGAAGAGAAUACUGAAGGCCGCGAUUCUGCGUGA
Lachancea mirantina is the source of this 426-nucleotide messenger RNA. Lineage: Eukaryota; Fungi; Ascomycota; Saccharomycetes; Saccharomycetales; Saccharomycetaceae. The record is from the annotation of a GenBank genome assembly.